AUGAGUUACGCUAAGGAAAAGGGACACUUCACUGAAAAGCAGAGCCGACAUAAACAAUGGGGUAACCCAUCGGAAACGCACCAAUGGCGGCGAUUUCUAGUCAGGAUUCGGAGGGCACAGCGCCGUCGACAGACGAAUCUCCAGGGGGGAGGGAGGGGAGAUUGCCGUGUAGGCAUAUUAAUUUGCUCUGUGGAGGAACCUCUCGGGAUGGAAGAUGGUCGCAUCAAGGAUGAACGCAUCACAGCUUCGUCUUUUUGGCAAAACGACGCUGAUUAUGCCCCACCCAAGGCCAGGCUUAAUACUCAACGACGCCCUGCAGCAUGGUGUAAUGAUAAAACUACUGAUGACAUCAGUCCGUGGAUACAGGUUGACUUCAAUGGCAUAGUCACCAUCACUGGCCUGAUCACCCAGGGGCGCGGAGAUAGCCCCCGCCAAAGGGUGGAGGAGUACCAAGUGACGUACAGCGAAGAUGGUCAGUCCUGGAAUAACGUGACUGAUGCAGACGGCACACCAAUAAAGUUCCCUGGUAACAAGGACAGGAACACCCCGGUAACUACUCACCUACCGUUUGCCUUGCGCACCAGAAUCCUGCGCAUUCACCCCACUGCAUGGAACCACCAUUGCAGCAUGAGGUUUGAAGUGAUUGGCUGCUAUUAG
Molecule: messenger RNA, 657 nt
Organism: Patiria miniata (bat star)
Lineage: Eukaryota; Metazoa; Echinodermata; Asteroidea; Valvatida; Asterinidae
Product: lactadherin-like
Exons: 5
Coding region: 1-657 (218 amino acids)
Source: RefSeq, a predicted model, not a curated record